Molecule: messenger RNA, 2892 nt
Organism: Periconia digitata
Lineage: Eukaryota; Fungi; Ascomycota; Dothideomycetes; Pleosporales; Periconiaceae
Source: the annotation of a GenBank genome assembly
AUAAGGAUCAUGAGCCAUAUCUCCUCUACCACCACCAAGGCCAUGCAUGCGGCAGGCGCCUACGAAACCACUCGGUAUUCCACUGCAGUCCCAACUUUGAUAACUCCCAACCUCGCAGAUCCUCCUGUUAUCUUGAGCCGAAUAAAAAAAGCCUCUUCUACCAUGCCAUCAGCAACGGAUCCUGAUUCCGUGGAUCGCCCUGGGAUCUUGAAUUGGAUACACUACAUGUGUGCGGCGCCGGCUCGUCGUGCAGCGCUCGUUGGACCUGGAGGUGUCGGGAAAUCGCACCUCGCACUGCAAUAUUACCUCGAUGUCAAGAUGGCUGCGCCGCAGUCUUCGAUCUUCUGGGUCCAUGGCGGGACCGCGGCGCGGUUCGAAGAAGGAUACAGAGAGAUUGCAGCCACGCUUCAAAUACCGCGCUAUAAUGAUCCCGACGUGGAUAUCCUGGAGCUGGUUAGGGACUGGUUGAGUGAUGAGAAGAUCGGACCGUGGACUAUGGUGCUCGACAAUGCAGACGAUAUCGAUGUCUUCUUACCCCAGCCGCAAUACCGCUAUAUGGAAUUCGGACUCGGAAGGGCGCCGGUUAGGAUGGUUGAUGACAAGCUGCCAUUGACAAAUUUCCUGCCCCGAAGCGACAACGGCUUCGUCUUGGUCACGUCGCGAAGCAGAGACGUAGCGACUCGAGUAGUCGGAAGCAAAGAACUUACAAAAUCAGUGAAGGCCAUGACCAGUGCUCAAGCUGUACAGCUUCUACGUAACAAGCUUGAAGAACCUGCCCCCGAACCCGACCUUCUCGAUCUAGCAAACACGCUCGACUGCAUCCCGCUGGCGAUCAGCCAGGCAGCUGCAAACAUCAACCGCAGCGCCCACACAUUGGUAUCGCGCUACCUAGAUGAGUUCCGCACGAGUGAUGGCAAGACGAAUAACCGGCUAAGUAAUGACGCGGGCGACUUGCAGCGGGAUUUCACCGCGUUCAAUACGAUAGUGUCGACGUGGGAGAUAUCAUUUGAGCAAAUUUACCAGCAAAGAUGGUCUGCGGCAGAUCUGAUGUCACUCAUGAGUUUCUUCAAUGGCCAAAACAUACCAGCAUUUGCGCUUCGGGCUUGGUACUCACCCAAAAGCGCCGCAGGCGGCCGGGGAAGCUUUGGAAGUGAUGGCGAAGGCGGUGAAACCGACGUCGACUCCGGCCACGACGACUUUGAAGGAAAGUUCAGGUACGAUCAAGACAUUGAGCUCUUGCUGGCGUAUUCGCUGGUAAAGUCCAAUGACCACCGCACUCUCUUCGACAUACACCCCAUGGUACGAUCCUGCGUCCAGAACUACCUCUCACCGCAAAAGAAGAAGUUCUACGCCACUCAAUUCUUGAAGUUGAUGGAACAAAAAUUCCCCCGCGACGCAAAAGCCAUUUCGCCCAGAUCAAGAGCAUUACUGCCGCAUAUCGAACCAAUUCUAUACGAUGAGCCCACUGAAGACCCCGAGUUAAUGAACUGCUACGCAGAUCUCGUGAUGCACGUCAGCAAGUAUGCGCUCGAGAAAUGGCAAUACAGAAGAGCAGAGAAAUUAUCAUCGAUGACGCUACGAGUUUCAGAAACGUUGUGGGGAAACCGUGGGAAAAAGACGCUGUACCGGAUGUGGCACCACGGCAAAGUGUUGCUUUGGCAAGGCAAGUAUGUUGAAGCGGAAGAGAUUUACAGACCAUUGUUGGCUAGGUUGAAAGAGAAACUGGGUGAGGGGAACGUCAGAACUCUGUCCUGUGUGGAGCGCCUAGGGGAGUGUUUGAGGAUUGGGUACAAGCACACUGAGGCGUUGAACCUUUAUCGUGAAGCUUUGGCAGUCAGCAUCAGGACUCAAGGAGAGGAUGGUAAUAACACUCUUGCCAUAUUAAAGGGGAUCGGGCUAGUAUAUGUCGUCCAGAGAAGGCAUGGAGAAGCAGAAGCGAUAAUGCGAAGAGCGCUUGGGGGGACAGAAGGCUCCGGAUCCAAACAAGGACAUAGCUGGAGUUGUCUGGCUUGGGUGUUGGAGGCCCAGGGAAAGUUCAAAGAGGCUGGAGAGAUAUACCGUACAAUGUGGGCUGAAUCACAGGCGCAAAGAGGGGCAAAUCACCCCGUUACAUUGACCCAUUUACUCUGCCUUGCAAAGCUUGUGUACUUGCAGAAUAGAUAUCAAGAGGCGGAACUGUUAUGUCGACAACAGCUGGAACGCUCGAAGGAAAUCGAAUACCAGAACCACGAGGUGUCAAGCCUGGAACUGUUAGCGAAGUGUUUGUCACUACAAAACAAGCAUCAAGAGGCAGAAAUGACAAUGCGGAGAGCACUGGAAGAACAGAUUAUAAGGACGGGCAAAGACCAGCCUGUGACGGUAUUGCUUCUAAUCAAUAUAUCGGAAAUACUAAGGCGCGCAGCCAUAUACGCCGAAGCAGAAAAAGAGAGUCGCAAUGCCUUCGAGAUAGGGAAAAUGCUGCUCGAGGACGAUCAAUUGCGUGCCAGCUCUAUUCACAACUGGGCUAUCACACUCCACUCACUACAUCGUUUCAAAGAGGCAUUAGCCAUGUAUGAGCAAGCGCUUACCAGCUACCGCCGAAAACUAGAUUUUGGGCAUCCCGAAAUAGCACGGUGCUUGUCUCAAUUCAAUAGUUUACUAUCCGAGAUACAGUUGAGGCGCGAGCUACGAAUUAUUCGAGACCCCAAGCAAUUGGGACACAACACGUCAUCCACGCUAGAAGAGGAUAAAGUUCGCGAAUUGAAAACAAUUUAUCGCAAUGGAUUUCCUCGUCACUGGGAUGACAGUCUAGCAGACGUGGAGCUGGACUUGGGUACCGACGAAAAGGCGGAGCAGGAAGCGGUUGAAAAAGCGUAUGGACUUCUCUCGCAGCUUGCAAUUCAAAAUGUGUAG